AUGGCGCGAUUGAACGAAAUACCUGGACCAGCGGAGUCCAUAGAGGCUCUCAAAAGACGUUUCGUGCGUCAGAACCGCGAAAUCGCUCGAGUAAACUCUCUCCAGUCGCUACGGAUCCAAGGCCUAGAAGCCGAACUAUCUCAUCUACUCAAAGAAAAUACCGCACUCAAGGAACAGGUGAUUUCAUUAACGCAAGAUGCCGAAAAGUACGCUGCCGGCCGAGCUUUUCACAAAGAAAUCCAUCAAUGCAAAGAUAAGCUGGCAGCCAAAGUAUCGGAACUGAACAAAUUGGUCAGCGAGUUGGGCUUGAUUCCCGAGAGCUUUAUGAAAAAGACUGCGCAUCUCGAGGCGGAAGGUGAAACUCAACGCUCAGCUGAUCCCAAUCGGAGACCGAUAACAUGGAACGACAACGGCGACAGACUGCCAACUAUCAUGGAAGACAAAUACUUUCCAAGACGGACUCUCGACCCCCAGGAACUUGCAGAAUCACAGGACAUAGAUUCCCCUAGCAUAGGGUCACCUCCGGUUGCACACUUUGAUAUGAAUCAAAGCCCACUUGUACGAAGACGACAUGAUGACUUUCUCGAUAUAGACGAUGUUAUUCUUCCAGAUGCGGAAUAUGACGGCCACAGCCCUGAAGAAUCUGCAAGCAACAUGAACGAGGAGCUGCCGGUAGAAGAAACAGUCUCGCCAGCCAAAUCUGCGUCACCUCCUGCCCUGUCCGGCUCGAAGAGAAAGUUUAGCUCGACGGAAGAUGAAAUCACAUUUUCACCGCUGCCUGUAACGGCUACUAGCAAAAUUGAUGACGACUUUCAAUUUACGCGUGCAGUCGAUUUGCGAACCGAUCGUCCGAAUGUGGCCGUUGAAAUCGUCAAUGAACUUGUGGGACCAGCAAAGAAGCAACCUCCGAAGAAGACGCCUGCUGCAAAACGGAGAGUGUUAGAGCCGAAAACCACCAAUAUGGCAUCUUCAACGAAAAAACAGACCAAGGAGACAGCCCAGCAGGUCGAUGGCAAGCCAGAGAAACCGAUGAAGAAACAAGGAGAUGACGAGAAUUCGCGCAGAGGAGAACCAGCAAAGAAGAUUCCGCAGUUCCAAUCCGACAAUGUGAAAAAGCCGAAGAGAGCAGCCACAGCUUUUAUACACGAAGAUGAGCCCAUCAAACCACUCAUAUCAACCAUACCUGAGCCUCAGGAAAGCGAAUGCAUUCAAAAAAAGUCAUUUAACGCGGACGAACCUGCUGUGACAGACUCUAUGCCUCUUCCUGGUCUUGGAUCUCGACCAUCCAGGCGCGCAAGAGGCGCAGUCAGCUACGCAGAGCCGAAUCUACGCGACAAGAUGCGAAGAGCCACGAAUGAGCUUGUAGAUGCAGUGAUAAUUGCUGGUAGCCGACGUGCUUCCAAUACUGUCACAGGCACACCUGGUCGAGAUAACGACCACGAAAGCUCGACUUUGAAUAACAUCCCCGAAGAGCAUGAAUCAUCUGCGGACAGUAAUACCGCAUCGACUGCCACGACACAAGGCCUUACUGAAAUACCAAAGAAUAUGGUUACAGAGCGAAAACGAAGGACAUUGUCUGCGAGUACCAAUGAUAUUAUACGAUUCAAUGAUCUCGAGUCUGGAUCAACUUCAAAGCAGACUAAUCAAGUGGACGACUCAAGCGCCAUGUUGAGUCCCUCAGCCAACAAGAGCGUCGCUAUUAAUAAUACACGACGACGUUCAACAAAUCCUACUUCGCAAUCCCGCCGACAUUCCUCCAACCCCGCAGUUUCUGAUCGCUCAAAGCCUAUCCUGGACGAUGACACAUUAGCGUAUGACAGUGAGUUCCAUGACGACAGCUUAGAGGACUCUCAAUCAGUUAUCAAGGAUAUCGGCACAACAAAGGCCAAAACAACACGAACUCUCGUGGAUGAGAGUAGCACUUUGCUAGCCAAGCGGAGUCAGCGUGCUUCGACAAGGAGGCGGAGUAUGAUGGUAUAA
Molecule: messenger RNA, 1980 nt
Organism: Talaromyces marneffei
Lineage: Eukaryota; Fungi; Ascomycota; Eurotiomycetes; Eurotiales; Trichocomaceae
Exons: 4
Coding region: 1-1980 (659 amino acids)
Biological process (GO): meiotic chromosome segregation
Cellular component (GO): chromosome, centromeric region; nucleus
Source: RefSeq, a predicted model, not a curated record